This is a messenger RNA of Cyanistes caeruleus (blue tit), 4250 nucleotides long. The record is from RefSeq and is a predicted model, not a curated record. NCBI's taxonomy places the organism in Eukaryota, Metazoa, Chordata, Aves, Passeriformes, Paridae.
UUUUCUUCUGUUGGAUCAGGUCUUGGAGUGUAGGGUGAAGGUUUCUCUUCACGGUGCAUGGACGGAAAGCCAAUGCGCAGGUGUGCCAGCACUCGCCCAGGAGAGACCGGAAUGGACGUGACCAGCCGCUGCACCCUCGGAGACCCCAACAAGCUGCCCGAAGGGGUGCCGCAGCCCGCGCGCAUGCCCUACAUCUCCGACAAGCACCCCCGGCAGACCCUGGAGGUCAUCAACCUGCUGCGGAAGCACCGGGAGCUCUGCGAUGUGGUGCUGGUAGUGGGGGCCAAGAAGAUCUACGCCCACAGGGUGAUCCUGUCGGCCUGCAGCCCCUACUUCCGAGCCAUGUUCACCGGGGAGCUGGCGGAGUCGCGGCAGACGGAGGUCGUGAUCAGGGACAUCGACGAGCGGGCCAUGGAGCUGCUCAUCGACUUCGCCUACACCUCGCAGAUCACUGUGGAAGAGGGAAAUGUCCAGACCUUGCUGCCAGCUGCUUGCCUUCUCCAGCUGGCCGAGAUCCAGGAGGCCUGCUGCGAGUUCCUCAAGAGACAGUUGGACCCUUCCAAUUGCCUGGGUAUCCGGGCUUUUGCUGACACUCACUCGUGCCGGGAACUGCUGAGGAUUGCCGACAAAUUCACACAGCACAACUUCCAGGAGGUGAUGGAGAGCGAGGAGUUCAUGCUGCUUCCUGCCAACCAGCUCAUAGACAUCAUAUCCAGUGACGAGUUAAACGUGCGCAGCGAAGAGCAGGUGUUCAACGCCGUGAUGGCCUGGGUCAAGUACAGCAUCCAGGAGAGGAGACCCCAGCUGCCACAGGUCCUGCAGCACGUCCGCCUGCCCCUGCUGAGUCCCAAGUUUCUUGUGGGUACAGUGGGUUCUGAUCCACUCAUUAAGAGCGAUGAGGAAUGCAGGGAUCUGGUGGAUGAAGCCAAAAACUACCUGCUGCUGCCCCAAGAGCGGCCGCUGAUGCAGGGACCACACUGAGAGAAGAGAGCUCAUCAUGUUUGUGAGUGUUGUUGUGACCGUGUUCUUGGUGUUUGGCUUGCAGUGGGGGGCUGGUGCAGCGGGGACGCGAUUUCCAGCGUGGAGCGCUACGACCCCCAGACCAACGAGUGGAGGAUGGUGGCUUCCAUGAGCAAGAGGCGCUGUGGCGUCGGGGUCAGCGUCCUGGAUGACCUCCUCUAUGCUGUGGGAGGCCACGACGGCUCCUCUUAUCUUAACAGCGUGGAAAGGUAUGAUCCAAAGACCAAUCAGUGGAGCAGUGAUGUGGCUCCCACCAGCACCUGCAGGACCAGUGUUGGAGUAGCAGUUCUUGGAGGUUACCUCUAUGCUGUGGGUGGCCAGGAUGGUGUCUCUUGUCUCAACAUUGUGGAGAGGUAUGAUCCCAAAGAAAACAAAUGGACUCGAGUGGCUUCCAUGAGCACCAGGCGCCUGGGAGUGGCGGUGGCUGUGCUGGGAGGCUUCCUCUAUGCUGUGGGAGGCUCUGAUGGAACAUCUCCUCUCAAUACUGUGGAACGCUACAACCCCCAGGAGAACCGCUGGCACACGAUAGCCCCCAUGGGCACGAGGAGGAAGCACCUGGGCUGUGCUGUGUACCAGGACAUGAUCUACGCCGUGGGAGGCAGGGAUGACACCACAGAGCUCAGCAGUGCCGAGAGGUACAACCCACGCACCAACCAGUGGUCUCCGGUGGUGGCCAUGACGUCCCGGCGGAGCGGGGUUGGCCUGGCCGUGGUGAAUGGACAGCUGAUGGCAGUGGGGGGUUUUGAUGGCACAACGUACCUGAAGACCAUUGAGGUGUUUGAUCCAGAUGCUAACACGUGGAGGUUGUACGGCGGGAUGAAUUACCGGCGGCUGGGCGGAGGCGUGGGGGUUAUCAAAAUGACACACUGUGAAUCUCAUAUAUGGUAAGCUUCCAGAGGGAGGGAGUCCCCUGCCUUCUCAUUCCUAGAAAAAACUGAAGAGACUUGUUGACACUGGACCUCUUUGCAGCUCUAGUAUGCACGGUCUAGAUCCAAUGUAACUCUUUGCCGGUGAACUCUUUCUAUGGAAUUAUAAAAAUUGACUUCUGUGAGAGUGUGCCCAGCGGGAGACCACGGUGUCAGACUCCAGGGAACCACUGGACAAAAGUAGAAGUGUUGCUUAUGUCCGUAUUUUUUCUAAAUAGUUCUACAUUUUUUGAAUAAACCAAACUGUAACAGUUAUUGUAGCGUAAAGGAUGCUGAUGUAGAGCCUACACUCUGUACUGGGAGUCUGGCCAGGAGGAGGGAUUCCUGCUUUCCCUCCUGCUGUGGGAGCAGUGGAUACGGCAGCUGUUUGGUGGGUGAAAGAGAAAAAGUGAUACAGAAAACAUUGCUUUUGCCUUAUUUACAGAGAGCUUCAAAAAAAAAAAAGUACUUGACCUGCAAGGUGCCACCUUUGCACAGAAGCUUUUCUGUGCACAGAGUAUAUUUAUUUUUUCAUUUGAUUUGUAUCAUGUAUUUUCUUUGUAUCGCUCACAGUGAUGAUUCCAGCUUUUUAUAUACAUCUCUGUGUGCAUAUAUAUAUAUGUAUUUUAUAUAUGUAUAUAUAUAUGUAUAUGUGUGACUUGCAUUUCGACCAGCUGGUGGUUUAGGCAGGGCUGUGUCCUGCCAGCUACUGUGGUUCCAACCCUUGUGGUAUGAUUUGGGGUCUCUUAGAGGACAGGAGAGCUGUGAGGAUGGGUGCUCUGAGUAUCUUUUCAGAACUGGAACUCUCAUCGCUCGACUGAGUCAGUGAAGUACCCCAGAAGGGUGAGAGGAGAAGGAUUUCAAACAAUGCCUUUUUACUGUACAAAAGUUCAGCUUUUCUCUCCUCUCUCCUGUAUGUGAACCCGUGCUGGUUUGAAGGUGAACCAGUGAGAGGAAUUAACCCCACACAAACACCCUGUGAGAGACUUCAAGUCAGAGUUCCAGUUCAAUAGAAAGAUUACAAUAAAUGCAAUGAAUACAGAAAGACUGGCUUAAAACCAGUACCAGUUAAACAGUGCUUGCAGCCCACUUGGAGUGAUGGAUGAGGUCUUGUUAAAAGUGAUGGUCCUGGUCCUUCUCUGGAUGUCCAGUGGUGGUGGUUGUGUUCGAGUCCCCAACCCCCCAGAUCACAGACCCUUAAAAUCUAGGCUGGAAUGUUCAGUCCCUCCUCCAGGGUGGGGAGUUUCCCAAUGGAAUGACGGAAUCCUAUGAGUCCGAGGAUAUUUUGGGAAGUCCUUGAUGGCUCAUCGGCAGAGAUGACCCCCCCUUAGGCUGGGUGCAGUUGUCACUUUGUGAAGACUGGGAGAACACUGCACCCAGCUCACAGCUUUUACAAACAUUAACAGUUCAUCAGGAAUAAUGCAAGAUGGGUGUGGAAUAUAGUUAGGCUACACCCACACGGAUACUUUCUCCUGCAACCACUGAUAGAACCUAAAUCCAACCAGUUCUAGCUCACUUCUAAAAGCCUUUUUCCUCCUGUUGCCUGCUCGAUAUCAGUUCUUGACUGAAGCAGGGUGCAGGUGUCAUCUGUUAAUUUUGACACCCACUUCUUGUGUUCUCACUGGAAGGGCAGACCCACAGCCAGCUCCUUCCUGUUGAAAAAAAAGCUCAGACCAGCCUCACCUCAGCUGCCCUCUUGUCUGUGUCUGUAGAAUUCCUGACCGUGAGGGAUGGUGCCCUCUCUUUGAGUGGUUUUUGUGCACUUUGCCUGUGUAUGGUUAGAGCAGGGAAAGGUGUGAGGCUCAUUUAAGAGUUUGGAGGGGAAGGGCUGUUUGCUGGCACUGUGAAUAACUGUGGAGUCACCCAGGGGUGGGGGGAGAGCAGGGAAGAACUCAAGACUCAACAGUUCUGUUCGUACUGUAAUUUCUAUUGAGUGUGGAAGAAUGACCUUUUGCACCUGAUCUAACUGUGGACCUUACUAAAUUUGAUUUUGAAAAAAGAGACCUGUAAAUUCUUGAGAUGAAAAAAGCAGUGCUGACAUCUUAAGUUCUUUAACUUCUUAGUUUGAUUCAUGUAACUCAGAUUUUAAUGUGCUUGAAUAUAGUAAAAAAAUACACUACAGUCAUAAAUGGGACAUUAAAACUUUUUUUAAAACCCUUUUCCCCCUAAAGGUCGGUAUUCUUGUGUUUACAUAUGAAAAUCAUUUGCACCUUUACAAGGAAAACAAGUAUUCUGUAAACAAAUGUUUACAUGUAUCAUUUAUGCUUUUUUCUAGCAUGAGUAACUUGUAUAAAUAGUGCUAUCUUAAUAAAUUUCUUCUACGCC